AUGCCUCAAAAUGGGACUGUGUGUAGCAGUGAAGUGAGAAUUGGCCACUCUCUGAAUGAGGCUGAGAGUCAACAUGUAGCCAGCAGGAGAGUAAUGGUUCAACAGUGUCUUCAGCAGCACAAUAUAUCCUCCAGUGUGGACGAGGUGCCCAUCAUUGCUGUGCUGGGCUCUGGUGGUGGGGAAAGAGCUAUGAUUGGACUGCUGGGGUCACUGAGCCAGCUGAGUGAGGAGAAACUGCUGGACUGCAUCAUGUAUCUAAGUGGUGUCUCUGGAUCUACUUGCUGCAUGGCAGCAGUGUACAAAGAAUCAGACUGGUCCAUCAGAAUGGAGACAGUCAAACAAAACAUCAUCCAGAGACUUGGUAGUGGCAAAGUCAGCCACUCUGUACAAUACAAUAAACUAAAAAAAAUGUGUGAAAGGGACAAUGUCAGUGUAACCAAUAUCUGGGCAGCAUGCUUUGUGUCUAGUGUAGUGAAAGAGAUUGAAGAUCAUCUUCUCACAGAAUGUAGGGAUCAGCACACCAAUGACCCAUAUCCCAUUUAUACAGUGAUUGACAAGCAUUGCAAACAUAACACACUGUAUAAAGACACUUGGUUUGAGAUUACUCCAGAUGAGUGUGGCUACUCCCUCACUGGAGCCUUUGUGGAUUCCAAAUGUUUGGGAAGUCAGUUUGUGAAAGGGGCAAAAACUGAGGAACAUCCUGAGAUUGACAUGCUGUACCUACAAGGUCUGUGUGGUAGUGCACUAGCUGAUGGGGACAAGAUAAGAAAGUGGAUUAGUCACAAGUUACAACACUUUUUCAAAUUGUCAGAGGAGAAAAUGCCCACCAAAGAACCAAAAAUGAAGGAAGGUCACCAGGUGUUGUGUACCCUUCUGGAGUUGAAUCAUCAUUUUCUCAGCGGAGAGGAUCAUAGGAAUCACAUAACCAAGAUGAAUGAAUUACUGAAAGGAAGUUCAUUCAUUUUAACAUGCAUAAUGAAAUUUUGUCAAUGGGACUGGGGAACAACAUACAACUUUCUCUACAAGAUGAAAGUUGAUGAAGUUCAUCCCAGCAUCCUUAAAUCAAAGACAAGACAAUAUGAGGACGCUGGAUUGUUAGUCAACUCACCCUAUUUCUCUGUACUGAGAAAGGAACGCAAUGUUGACCUCAUCAUUUCCCUUGACUUCAGUGAUGGAGAUCCCUUUGAGACAGUAGAUAAAGCUGCUCAAAUAUGUAAAGACCUUCAGAUCCCGUUCCCUACAGUUGAACACCAUGGGACCCACGAAGAACCCAAGGACUUCUAUGUGUUUAAUGAUAACCCCAAUGCUCCAACUGUGAUUCACAUUCCUUUUUUCAAUGCUGGUAACUGCAAAGGUGAAGUGAACAUGUGGAAAAACAGAUAUCAGACCUUUCAGUCGGCCUACAAUGAUAAAAUGAUCAGUGAUCUUUUGGAGAAAGCUGGUCUAAACAUCACAAACACAAAGAAGAAACUCCUGAGGGAGAUUGAAGAAGUCAUUAAAAAAAAGAAGGAACAUUCAUGA
This is a messenger RNA of Electrophorus electricus (electric eel), 1521 nucleotides long. Its product is annotated as cytosolic phospholipase A2 gamma-like. Lineage: Eukaryota; Metazoa; Chordata; Actinopteri; Gymnotiformes; Gymnotidae. Gene Ontology annotation, cellular component: nuclear envelope; nucleoplasm; cytosol. Gene Ontology annotation, molecular function: calcium ion binding; calcium-dependent phospholipid binding. The record is from RefSeq and is a predicted model, not a curated record. Gene Ontology annotation, biological process: glycerophospholipid catabolic process.